AUGCAUAACUCGCUGGUCUCGAAGUUGCUGCUGCGCCUGCUGCUGCUGUUCGCCUUGGUGACAGGUGCCUCCAUUGUGGUUCUCACAAAAUGUGGAUUCGACGAACUUACAACGAGGGAAACGCAGUCCAACAAUCCCAGUGAAUCCAGCGGAUUUAGCUACGCAUUAAGUGAACGCGAGGCGGAAAUUGAAAGGCUGAAACAAGAGGUCCUGGCACUUCGCACUCAAAUAUUAUUUCUACAAAACAAUCGAAGUGCUGGAAAGCAAUCAAAUGGCAGUCUUCAGUUACAGGAGACCACUGUGGGUCCACCAACUGCUCCUUUGGGUCACCACUACGACUGCAGUAGCUACAUUCGAAAGCAGGUGGGCGCCGCAGAAAUUCUCCACGGAUUGCCAUUGAACAACGAAUACGAACUGAUACCCUACAAUCACUUCACUUUCACCCGGGUUUAUCCCAUUGAUUUGGGACUGGGAAAACGGGUGGUGGAGAAACCCAUUGGUUAUCGAAGACGUGAUCUCAUCGAGGCUGUUAAUAAAGCUCUGGAAAGCCUGAACAGGAAUCAUUCUGCGAGGAUACGAGCAAAGGGAAAUAAUCCUGCGGGAGGAUAUUCUUCAGAUGUGAUAAAAUACACACUGGAUGACUUUGUGGAGGGCAUUUAUCGAAAUGAACCCACUACAGGCACCCAGUAUGAACUCUAUUUCCAGAGUGUUAAAAACCAAGCGAGUCCUGUGAGAAGAGCCUUGGUCAUGAGACCCUUUGCACCUCUGCAAACUGUUCAGCUAUCGGAGUUAUCUUCGAUUGUGGACAAUGGUAGUUCCAAUCGGAGUCACAGUCCACCUGUGAUCCAUGUGAUACUGCCUUUGGCAGGACGUCUGCACAGCAUUCGCAACUUCCUGCAGAUGUUCGGUAAACUGGACGAUCGGCGAUUGGAGCUCAUUGUGGUGUACUUUGGAAUCAGUGGAUUGGCGCAAGCCAAACGUCUGGCUGGACGGUCUGAAAGAACUCAGUUUAUAGCCCUCAAUGAGACUUUUAGCAGAGCCAAAGCUUUAAGACUGGGAGCAGAGCAUAUUAAACCUGCAAGUGAGGACGUACUACUUUUCAUGUGCGAUGUUGACAUUAUGUUUACGACCAGAUUUCUGGAGCGGUGUCGAUGGAAUGCCGCUCCAGGCAAAAAGGUUUACUACCCUGUAGUGUUUAGCUUGUACAAUCCGCAUGUGGUGUACACUCUGCAGGGAAAAUCCGUGCCCGGCGAUGAUGAGCAACUGGUGAUCUCAAGGGACACUGGAUUUUGGCGGGACUUUGGAUACGGAAUGACCUGUCAAUACCGCUCGAACUUCCUACAGGUACGUGGUUUCGACGAGGAGGAAAUCGUAGGAUGGGGCGGCGAGGAUGUGAUGCUCUAUAGGAAGUAUGUCCGUUCAAAGAUCAAGAUCAUCAGAGCCACCGAUCCUGGAAUUUUUCACCGCUGGCACACAAAGAUCUGCUCCAAUUCGCUGACUGCCGAUCAGUACCGCGCUUGCAUUCGAUCGAGGGCUUUGAACGAGGCCUCGCAUGCUCAACUUGGAUUCCUGGCCUUCCGGGAUGAUAUAGCCGCAGCUAAUGCUGCGAAAAUGUUAUCGUGAUACUCGACUAUCCCUCAUGCAUCGUUAAUCGCUUGGCUACUCAAUCUAUGGCGAACAUUAUAGUGUGUGUGAAAGGACAGCAGUGAUUAGUUAAAAUUUAACAAACUAGGCGAAACAACUACACUUUAUAAUUUUAAUACUUUUAUAAACCAAAACGAUAAUAAAAUCUUUUUGUUGAUUUAAAUGUUAGGAAAAAAAUACAAAUUUAAAUAUAUAUUUAAGAAAUUUUGAUUAUAGGAAUUUAAAAAAAAUUAUAUUGUCAGCUCUUUAAUUUACUAUUGCUUUAUUUAUCAUUACUUAUUUAGUUUGUGAUGUUUUGUUCCCUAUUUAAUUCAAGCCUAGCUCUAGUCUAUCAAUAAGUUUAAACGAUUUAAUUAGAAAUAUUCAGUAAACUCAAAUCAUUUGGAGCACUGCCAUUUUCACACAUGCCCAAACACAUAAUGUAAGCUAUCAGUAUGUACAACUUGAGACAAUAACUCGUAUUUAGCAGAAUCGUUGAAUUAGCUUAAUUGUUGGUCUUGUUGCGCCCUCGAGAGUGCCACACACACAAACACACACUGAGAUACAAACCGCACUGUACACAGACACAUCACAAAUUGUUCUUCCAUGAAGCAAACUAGAUGCAAUCUCCAGAGCCCAAGGAACUAUAUAUUUACGAGUACCAUAUCGAAUCCGUAACUCAAACUGAGCCUAACAAAUCUGCCAGUCUGUUGCUCGCUUUGUAAAAACUAAAUUAAAUCGUUUAAUUAAACUUGUCGCCUGGUUGUUGUUUUAUUUCGCUGGCUGGUUAUGAUUUUAAUGGACGAUGCCAACGACCUCCGCCAAAGGUUCACUGAGCAUGCAGACCAAGAAGGUGAUCCAAACGCCAAGCGCCACCUCUGAUGUUUGGGGUUUCGAUCCCCCAUCAUGAGUUUACAUAUUUUUUGUUUUUGGUGAGGUAAUUUGUCAUGCCUUGAUAGAGGAAACUCUUUAACAGCAAAUUGACUAACG
This is a messenger RNA of Drosophila ficusphila, 2613 nucleotides long. RefSeq names its product chondroitin sulfate N-acetylgalactosaminyltransferase 1 (gene Csgalnact). Lineage: Eukaryota; Metazoa; Arthropoda; Insecta; Diptera; Drosophilidae. Gene Ontology annotation, molecular function: glucuronosyl-N-acetylgalactosaminyl-proteoglycan 4-beta-N-acetylgalactosaminyltransferase activity. The record is from RefSeq and is a predicted model, not a curated record. Bases 1 to 1623 code for a protein of 540 amino acids. The transcript has 4 exons. Gene Ontology annotation, cellular component: Golgi cisterna membrane.